AGUGUAAGCGAAUUUUGUUUAUGAAUUUGUACACAAAAAACGGAUCCAUGUCGCCUGCACGUAAUCGCAUUGGCUAUAAAAGCCGCCUAGUCGAUGGUAUUGGCCACAGUUGGAGGCGGUGCAGCUAACGGUUUCUCGCCAUGAAAUACGUUGGCGGCAUUUGGCUAGUUUGGCUCGGAUUGAUAAUGUGUGGCAACGCCUUGGUGCACAUGGUGCCCGCGGAGAAGGGCGGUGAGGCUGGCAGGAAGUUGAAGAAGGGUUGCCAAACUCCGAUGGGUCACCUCAAUGCGGGCGAGGAGAUAAACGAUGACAAGACGUGCGGUAUAUUUGUCUGCCAGGAUGACGACGGCAAUGGCCUCUAUCAAUUCUGUCAAUCACCUGUGAACUUUGCCAAUUGCGAGUUCGAUCUGGUCAAUACAAAAGGCCGAUUUCCCGACUGCUGCUGGGAGUGUGUUACGGGCAUCCCAUGUCCCGAGUCCAAGCCAUCGACACCAAAGACUUUUUACCUGUAAAUACAGAACUCAUUUGGCUGUCGCGAUUCGAAAAUAUUGACUCUAUAUAUUUCCAAUCAGAAUCCGGCGUAUCUUUAGGCAGUUUCUAAUCAAGUGUAGAAUAGAUCGUAAUGUUGACUUUUUCGUACUAUACGCCUAUACGUGUCUGUGUGUGUGUGUGCAGCACCUCAACAUUCCAUUUGCGUCUCAUUUGCUGUCUGGUCUCCGUCUGUCUGUCGCUCUGUCUGAGUGCGCGCGUAUCUUUGUAUCUCAUAGAUACACACAGCGCAUUCUAAAGUGUCUACAAGUGAUGAGCACGGCAUUUAGUUGCAAUUUUCAGUUUCACUUGGCGACGACGCAACGUCGACGCCGCCGCCGCCGCUUGAGAAGAAGCAAAAA
Drosophila arizonae is the source of this 890-nucleotide messenger RNA. RefSeq lists its product as uncharacterized. NCBI's taxonomy places the organism in Eukaryota, Metazoa, Arthropoda, Insecta, Diptera, Drosophilidae. The record is from RefSeq and is a predicted model, not a curated record.